AUGAUGCUCCAGUGGAUCCCUUCUCACUGUGGAGUUUGGGGUAAUGAACAAGCUGAUAAAUUAGCAAAGCGUGGUGCUGAACAACAACAGGAAGAAAAUCCUGUCUGCUACACAGAGAUGAAAACUACCAUCAAAUCUCUGUUCACCACCCCUCAGCAACAAGACAGUUACCACGAGCUAACAAGAUCUGACCAAACUACCAUCUUCCGACUGAGGACAGGACACAACAGACACAAUCAACAUCUAUACAAAGUCAUGAAAGUUGUUCCAUCUCCAAGGUGUCCUUGUGGAGAAGCAGAACAGGAUACUGCACACCUCUUACAGUCAUGCAAGAUCCAUCUGGCACUGAGAGAUAAGAUAUGGCAUUCACCAACACCACUCAAAGAUAAGCUAUAUGGACCAGCGGAUGCCCUACAGAAGACCACCUGA
Molecule: messenger RNA, 429 nt
Organism: Mizuhopecten yessoensis (Yesso scallop)
Lineage: Eukaryota; Metazoa; Mollusca; Bivalvia; Pectinida; Pectinidae
Exons: 1
Coding region: 1-429 (142 amino acids)
Molecular function (GO): RNA-DNA hybrid ribonuclease activity; nucleic acid binding
Source: RefSeq, a predicted model, not a curated record